ACGGCGGCUAAUGGGUUGUGUAAGAAACAUUUUUUUAUUGGAGACUGACAUGCGAAGGCGAAACUAUCCUCGAAUUUAUUUUGCUACUCACCGGUUGCUUAUACCUUAAAUUAGCGGCAUGAAUAGGACAUGCACUGGGAAUAAUGCAUACACGGUAUCGUUUACAGAAACACGACAAUGCUGUGGUCGACUGAAGAUUGAUUUAAAAAAUCGCGUUUUGUGAUUGUGUCCACUCGACGACCCGUGGUGACUCCGUCGCCUUGGUAACCCGCUCCUCCUCGGCAGCUCCGGUCAACACAGCGGCCUGUUGUUAUUUACCUCAGAAUUAACUAAAUAAGUAUACGCGGUUAAUUUAUGUUCGCGAUAACGUGCGGCGGAUAGAUCAAUCCGUAUAUCUUUGAACGUUUAAUUAAUUUUAGAUACCGUGUAAUUUAAAUCGGACGCGCGUUUUGAACUCCGCGGACAGAUGCCGCGCAACUUCGGCUAGGCCCGAGGCGUGAAUCACAAGCUGCUGAAAAUAAAAAAAAUAUCAGUCGAGUAAUUACUACCAUUAUUACUGGAGCGGCGGUUAGUCGUCGUGGUGGCACUGGUAUCAUAGCUCUUAGUUUAUAAUUGACGACAAAUGGCUACGAGUAACGGUGGGAGCGCGAGCGAUGGCGAGGCGCGCAGGCCCGUCGUGCUGGAGGUGCCGAGCGGUCGCUGGGCCGGGACGGAGGAGGAGGAGGCGGACGGAGCCGUGGACGGGAGCCUCAACAGCAGCCACUCCAGCGAUCACACAGAAACUCCGUCGACGAGACCCAGUUGCAGCGCCAGAGAGAGGAGGCGGAGGAAAAGGGGUGGUGACUUCACGUCUGGCGAAUGGAAUUCCCCUCCUGAGGACAAACUGCCCAUCGCCAUGAAAAUUGCAGAGGCACACAUGAGAAACAAACAGAUACCUGAAGCUAUGACAGAGCUUAUACGGUGUGUGGCUCUGAGUCGAAUUGUUUUUGGAGAUGAGCACUGGCAGGUGGCACAAGCUUAUGCCAACCUGGCUCAUGGUUAUCUAAGCCUGAGAGGCCUGGCACCGCAAGCAAAGCUGCACUGUGAAACAGGCCAGGCGAUCAUGUUGACAGCGCCUCACAGUCCCUCGUCACCGGGAGAGCGCACCAACAUCCUCAAAACUCUCUUCACAAUCUACUGCACGCUGGGAAAGGCCAACACUCAUCUAAAAAAUUUGAAAGAGGCAGAACAAGGCCUGCUUAGGGCAGAGCAGAUUGCAAAUGAGCUGUCAAAGACAGGGAUGGUGCUGGAGAGAGAACAGGGGGACAUGGACGUGGAAGUCACACAAGCCCUGGGCAGAUUGUCCAUACAACAGGAGAAGCCAGCUCUGGCAGUUGAGCGACUGAAGAAGACACUUAAACUACUGCAGUUGUCAGUUGGGGAGGACAGCCCUGAGCUGAUCCCAGCCUACCAGGAUCUGGCCCAUGCAGAGGACGCACGGCAGAACCACCAGCAGGCAAUCGAGAACCUCCUGCAGGCUCACUCCAUUGCGCUGGCCUCUUACACCACCGACAGCAAGGAGGCAGCAGAGACGGCUCACAUCAUGGCCAAGGCAUGUGCAGCAGCCAAAGAUGAAGAGUUUGAGGGCUUGGCUGAGAAAUACUUUGUAGAGAGCCUGAACUCCUAUGAGCUGGUGUAUGGAUCUGACAGUACUGAGUGGCUUUGUGUGCAAGAUGAUCUCUGCCACCUACUGGUUCGUGCCAAAAGACAUCAGGAAGCAAUUAUCAGGCUCCAAAUCUCCCUGAAUGUCAAGGCGUCUGUGUUUGGGGAGUUCAGCAAGGAACUGGCGGAGACUCACCACCUCAUGGGAGGAAUCCGAAUGGCCGAGGGCCAAUUGGAAAAAGCUUACAAACACCUCAACAAGUGUCUGGAUGUUCAAACAAUCCUGUACGGCGCUCAGCACAAGAAAACCAAGUCUACACAGAAAACCUUAGACAUGCUCUCCAAGGCUCCGUCAAUGGCAAAUAAACAGAAAAUCUCUUCUGCUGAGAACAUCAAAGGGCGACCGCUAUUCACUGCUGUUGUCAGCAGACAAAAACCACUUGGAGGAACCAAGGGAAAUGUCUACGAUUGAAGUAAUGUUUGUAACCACAAGACCAAGUCCAGUUCAAACUGUACAGCAGGAAAAGACGAUGAAAAGUGUAUAUUUAUGAUUUUUACAAUAUAAAUGUUGUGUUUAUAAAUUAUCACAUUUACAAAGACUCAAUAUAAUGCAGUGUCUUUCGGAGCCUCCAUCAAUAUACCACUUAUCAAUUAUUUAUUGUAAGUUGAAUCACCUAUCCAAUGUUUAUACGUUACUAUGCAACAUUAAAAUAUGAAUAAUAUCCAAACCAAUGAGUUUCCUAUGAGACUGCAUUAGACCUGUCUGCAUGGCCACAUGCUUUCUUUUAGAAGUAGUUGCCAAGUGCAAGCAUGGAAAAUGGUGCUUAAGAAUUUUAGAAUCAAAUGUUACAACAGAAAACUAACAACAAUAUCUAUAAUCACCACUUAUUGAAUAUCAAUUAAAGUCCUGGCAAAAAAAUGCUUUUCUCGAACUGUGGCGUUUGAAUCCUUGUUCGCGGUAAAACAUUUUAUUCUGUAUUUUAAUCUAGACAUCGGUUUGUAAAAUAUAAGUAUGAUUUAGGCUUUAAGCAUGCAGUCCAUUUAUGUUGGAAUUUGGACUAAUCAAUUAUCUUUUAUGUCUCAAGUGUACAUUUUAAAUAAAUUGUCAUUGCUCAUUAUGAAAUGUU
This is a messenger RNA of Petromyzon marinus (sea lamprey), 2768 nucleotides long. RefSeq names its product tetratricopeptide repeat domain 23 (gene TTC23). Lineage: Eukaryota; Metazoa; Chordata; Hyperoartia; Petromyzontiformes; Petromyzontidae. The record is from RefSeq and is a predicted model, not a curated record. Gene Ontology annotation, molecular function: protein binding.